AUGGCGCUAGACUUGCAAGGGCAUGCCAACAGGUGGCGAGAGCUCCAUGGCAAGGACUUGUGGAAGGGCCUCCUGGACCCGCUCGACAUCGACCUCCGCAAGUCCAUCAUCUCCUACGGCGAGCUCGCGCAGGCCACCUACGACGGGUUCUACCGCGAGAGGCGCUCGCCGCACGCCGGCGCGUGCCUGCACGACCGCUUCGACCUCCUGUGCAGCUCCGGAGCGUCGGCUGCCGCCGACUACGCCGUCACCAAGUUCGUCGGCGCUGCCCGUGCCCAACGCGUUCCUCCUCCGGCCAGCACCGGGGCUCAACCAGGACGCGUGGUGCAGGGAGUCCAACUGGAUCGGGUACGUCGCCGUGGCCACCGACGAGGACGCGGCCAGGCUGGGCGGCGCGACGUCGUGGUGGCGUGGCGCGGGACGCUGAGGAACCUGGAGUGGGUCAACGACUUCGAUUUCACGCCAGUGCCCGCCGCGCCGGUGGUGGGCGCCGCGGCGGCCGCGCACCCGCUCGCCAUGGCGCAUAGGGGCUUCCUGUCGGCGUACAGGUCCAGCAACGCGAGCUCCACGUUCAACAGUCCAGCGCCAGAGACCAGGCAAGUCGACACCUUGUUAGUUCUGAUUGUACUUACAAGGAGAAUAUUCAUGAGUACGGUUCCGUGCGAGAUAGUGCAUGCCUCAUUGAUAUAG
Molecule: messenger RNA, 690 nt
Organism: Setaria italica (foxtail millet)
Lineage: Eukaryota; Viridiplantae; Streptophyta; Magnoliopsida; Poales; Poaceae
Product: phospholipase A1-II 7-like
Exons: 2
Coding region: 1-690 (229 amino acids)
Biological process (GO): lipid metabolic process
Molecular function (GO): glycerophospholipid phospholipase A1 activity
Source: RefSeq, a predicted model, not a curated record